This is a messenger RNA of Microsporum canis CBS 113480, 2391 nucleotides long. RefSeq names its product elongation factor G 1. Gene Ontology annotation, biological process: mitochondrial translational elongation. Gene Ontology annotation, molecular function: GTP binding; translation elongation factor activity; GTPase activity. Lineage: Eukaryota; Fungi; Ascomycota; Eurotiomycetes; Onygenales; Arthrodermataceae. The coding region runs from base 1 to 2391 and encodes 796 amino acids. The transcript is spliced from 4 exons. Gene Ontology annotation, cellular component: mitochondrion. The record is from RefSeq and is a predicted model, not a curated record.
AUGAGGGCUCACACAUUGAUGCGACGGCCAGUCCGCGCAUUUACAAACCUCUCACGCUCGUCAAUUCGAUUACAGUCUACAACUCCCUUUGCUCAACGAUGCCUCUUCACCACUCCACUCACUUCCAGCAACACCUCCGUACCCCGGUUUCCGCUGAGCGGACGAUGGGAACCCCGGAGAUCUCUAGCAACUGCUGCGGAGAUCCUCGAACAAGCUGCGAACCCAGAUAGCCUUACUGAGGCCACAGUCAUAGAGAACAUGAAGCCAGAUGAAAUAAAGCAUAUGUCUCGGAUGCGAAAUAUUGGAAUUGCUGCCCAUAUUGACAGCGGAAAAACCACUUCGACGGAGAGAGUUCUAUUCUAUACUGGACGCAUUAAAGCUAUCCAUGAGGUUCGCGGCCGUGAUUCUGUUGGUGCAAAGAUGGAUUCCAUGGACCUCGAGCGUGAGAAGGGUAUUACAAUUCAGUCUGCAGCUACUUUUUGUGACUGGGUUAAGAAAGAGAACGGGAAGGAAGAAACCUACCAUAUAAACUUGAUUGACACUCCUGGACAUAUCGAUUUUACCAUUGAGGUCGAGCGAGCUCUUAGAGUCCUCGAUGGCGCCGUUUUGAUUCUGUGCGCCGUAUCCGGAGUCCAGUCGCAAACCAUGACUGUCGACCGACAAAUGAGAAGAUACAACGUUCCUCGAAUCUCUUUCAUAAACAAAAUGGACCGCAUGGGCGCAAACCCUUUCAAAGCUGUGGACCAAAUCAACCAGAAACUGAAGAUUCAUGCUGCCGCUGUGCAAGUGCCAAUUGGAAGCGAAGACGAGUUCAAGGGGGUUGUUGACUUGAUUAGGAUGAAGGCUAUUUACAACGAAGGCUCCAAUGGAGAAAUAGUCGUCGAAAAGGAUGAAAUUCCCGAAGAUCUCCUCGAUCUCGUUCAUGAACGACGGAAUAAGCUAAUCGAAACCCUCGCUGACGUCGAUGAUGAGAUUGCAGAAAUAUACCUAGAGGAAAGAGAACCGACUGUAGAGCAAAUCAAGGCUGCUAUCCGACGAGCCACGAUAUCCUUGAAGUUUACCCCUGUGUUUAUGGGUUCUGCAUUAGCUGAUAAGUCCGUGCAGCCCAUGCUUGACGGUGUUUGUGAUUACCUUCCAAACCCUGCUGAAGUUCCCAAUUUGGCUCUUGAUCAAAAGAGACAGGAGGCACCCGUCAAACUUAUUCCUUACGCCGAUCUUCCCUUUGUUGGACUUGCUUUCAAACUUGAGGAGAGCAAUUUUGGCCAGCUCACAUAUAUUCGAGUUUACCAAGGCACUCUCCGAAAGAGUAUGAACGUGUUCAAUGUGAAAAAUAACAAGAAGAUUAAGGUGCCACGAAUUGUACGCAUGCAUUCCAAUGAAAUGGAGGAAGUUUCAGAAAUCGGACCUGGCGAAAUUUGCGCUGUCUUCGGUGUUGAUUGUGCAUCUGGUGAUACUUUUACGAACGGAAAACUAGGGUACACCAUGUCUUCCAUGUUCGUCCCCGAACCAGUGAUUUCGUUAUCUAUUAAGCCAAAGAGUUCUAAAGAUCUCGCCAACUUCUCGAAGGCUAUCAAUCGUUUCCAGCGAGAAGACCCUACAUUCCGUGUCUACUUUGAUGCAGAGAGUGAGGAAACCGUCAUUUCUGGAAUGGGCGAAUUGCAUCUCGACAUCUAUGUUGAGCGUAUGCGCCGCGAAUACCGUGUGGACUGUGUUACAGGGAAACCAAGAGUUGCAUACCGCGAAACCCUUGGAAAGCGAGUCGACUUUGAUCAUUUGCUGAAGAAGCAGACUGGUGGCCCUGGUGAUUAUGCCCGUGUCGUUGGUUGGCUGGAACCCUCUGAAAAACUGGAGGUUAAUAAUUUCGAAGAACAAAUCGUUGGUGGUAGUAUCUCAGAGAAGUUCUUGUUUGCUUGUGAGAAAGGUUUCAAUUUGGCUUGUGAAAAGGGUCCUUUGAUCGGCCACAAAGUUCUUGGAACACGGAUGGUCAUCAACGAUGGUGCCACUCAUAUGACUGACUCCUCCGAAAUGUCGUUCAAAAUUGCAACGCAACAAGCUUUCAGAAAGGCUUUCAAAGAAGCUGAGCCCCAUAUUCUCGAACCUCUCAUGAAGACCGUCAUCACUGCUCCGACGGAGUUCCAGGGUGACAUUAUUGGUCUAUUGAAUAAGCGCAAUGCCAUCAUCAACGAUACCGAGACUGGUGUAGAUGAAUUCACCAUCUUCGCCGACUGCAGUUUGAACAGUAUGUUUGGCUUCAGCAGUCAUUUGCGAGCCGCAACGCAGGGUAAGGGUGAAUUUACCAUGGAAUUCAGCCAUUACGAAAAAGCUCCCGGGCAGCUCCAGAAAGAACUCGUUGCCGAAUAUGAGAAGGCUCAGGCAGCACGACACAAGUAA